Messenger RNA from Puma concolor (puma), 1452 nucleotides. The record is from RefSeq and is a predicted model, not a curated record. Lineage: Eukaryota; Metazoa; Chordata; Mammalia; Carnivora; Felidae.
AUGGCUCCUGCUGGUGCGAGCCUGAGGGCCGCCGUCCUCUGCCUCCUGGCCUGGGCCGGCCUCGCCGCUGCCGACCGGGUGUACAUACACCCCUUUCACCUCCUCGUCUACAGCGAGAGCAGCUGUGAGCAGCUGGAGAAGUCCAACGCGGAGGCGCCCAAAGAGCCGACCUUCACACCGGUCCCCAUUCAGGCCAAGACAACCCCUGUGGACGAGGAGGCCCUCCGAGAGCAGCUCGUGCUGGCCACCGAGGGGCUGGAGGAGGAAGACAGGCUGAGGGCGGCGAAGGUGGGGAUGAUGCUCAACUUCUUGGGCUUCCACAUGUACAGGAUGCUGAGUGAGUCGUGGAGCACGGCCAGCGGGGCGGCCAUCCUGUCCCCGACGGCUCUCUUUGGCACCCUGGCCUCUUUCUAUUUGGGCGCCCUGGACCCCACGGCCAGCAGACUGCAGGCGUUCCUGGGCGUCCCCGGGGAGGCUCAGGGCUGCACGUCCCGGCUGGAUGGCCACAAGGUCCUCUCUGCCCUGCACACCAUCCAGGGCCUUCUGGUCGCCCAGGGUGGGGCCAGCGGCCAGCCCAGACUGCUCCUCUCCACGGUGGUGGGCCUGUUCACAGCCCCCGGCCUGCGCCUGAAGGAGCCAUUUGUGCGGGGCCUGGCUCCCUUUGCCCCUAUCACCCUCGAGCGCUCUCUGGACUUGUCCACGGACCCAGAUCUUGCUGCCGAGAAGAUCAACGCGUUCACGCAGGCAGUGACGGGGUGGAAAAUGAACAGCCCCCUGUCAGGAGUCGGCCCGGGCAGCACCCUACUUUUCAACACCUAUGUCCGCUUCCAAGGUAAGACAAACCCUGCGGAACUGCGCUCAGGACUCCGACGGUUCUGGGUGGACAACACCAGUGCCAAAAUCCCCAUGCUCCUGAGCGCGGGCACCUUCCAGCACUGGAGGCUGGCCUGGGAGAACAACAUCUCCAUGAGCGUGCCCCUGGGCAGGGCAGCCUGCCUGCUGUUGGUGCAGCCACCCAGUGCAUGUCGGGCCUGCAGCAAGGUGGAAACCCUCAGCUUCAGCACAACUGUGAUGGCUGGGAAGAGAUCUCUCUCCCAUGUGUGUCACCCUCCCAGGACCAUCCGCCUGACCAUGCCCCAGCUGACACUGCAAGGCUCCUAUGACCUUCAGGACCUGCUGGCCCAGGCCAGGCUGCCCACCCUGCUGGGCGCGGAGGCGAACCUGGGCAAAAUCAGCGACGACCAGCUCAGAGUCGGAAAGGUGCUGAACAGCGUUCUUUUCGAACUAAAAGCAGACGAGGGAGAAGAGCCCACGGAGUCCGCCCAGCAGCCUGACGGGCCCGAGGCCUUAGAGGUGACCCUCAACAGCCCGUUCCUGUUCGCCAUUUAUGAGCAAGACUCCACCGCCCUCCACUUCCUGGGCCGCGUGGCCAACCCGCUGAGCGCGGCGUGA